Molecule: messenger RNA, 1821 nt
Organism: Sorghum bicolor (sorghum)
Lineage: Eukaryota; Viridiplantae; Streptophyta; Magnoliopsida; Poales; Poaceae
Product: zinc finger A20 and AN1 domain-containing stress-associated protein 9-like
Exons: 3
Coding region: 999-1517 (172 amino acids)
Molecular function (GO): DNA binding; zinc ion binding
Source: RefSeq, a predicted model, not a curated record
CCGAAAUAAGCCCCCCUUCACCUUCUCUUCGCCUACCUCUCUCCCUCCCUCCCCUCUCGACUCUCGACGCCAAAACAGGAAAAAAAGAAAAGGAAAAAAACAAAAAAAAAGGAAAAGAAAUUCUCCUCUGGGGGAAAAAGUCGCGUGCCGUCUCGCCCACAGGCUAGUGAAUCGGUGAAGCAAGAUCGGGCGAGUGAUGCUAGGGGUGGCUUGGUGGUGAACAAAUUGGUGGGUUGGUCGCCGGCGGUUGGGGAAAGUUCAUCAUCCAUGCCCGCGAUGGGUGCAUGGCAGGGCUCUAUUAUCAUCCCUCGCACCACAUGUGAGCAUGGUGCUGAAUCAUGGAGCACGUCAGGAGGCAUACGCUGAUCAGGAAGCUCUUUCGGAUUAUCACAUGCCUUGGCUUGGAUUAAGCGCGAGUUUCCUUAGACGUGCCGGUCACAUCCGUGACCGUGGGUCGAUUGCGGCAAGAGGUUUCGUUGUGACCAUGGCAACUGGCAAGGGCAAUUGUUUGUGCGUAUGGCUGGAAUUGCUGCGAUUAAGUUUGACUGCGUGAAUUGUGUGUGCAGCUGGGUGAGGGGAUUCCAGAGGGUCAGGCCUAGGUUGCUUCAUCACCUGCAUAGGUUGCUUCACCUGAUUGCUGCCAGUUGUGUGCCUUGUGUUGGUGGUGCAUAAGCAAUCUUUACUUGCAGAGCAACCAAGAGGGCUGUGGCUUCACGCUGUGGUUGUGUGAGGCGGUUGAUUAACCAUGGGUGCAGAGCUAAAGUUGUUUAUAUAGGAUAUCCAAUAAGGAUGGGAUGGUGCUCAAGCACAAUUAGAUCAGCUAACACAGAAGACGCGGUUGAUUAACCAUGGGUGCAGAGCUUCAGUUGUUUAUAUAGGAUAUCCAAUAAGGAUGAGAUAGUGCUCAAGCACAAUUAGAUCAGCUAACACAGAAGACCUGUGGUGCGUGUUGCUGCCUAACAGUACCAUUGCUGCUCUGCAGCCUGUUGAUAGCAGCAAUGGCACAAGAGAGCUGGAAACAAGAGUCUGAGGAAACUGGAGUCCAUGCCCCUGAGGCCCCGAUUCUGUGCAUAAACAAUUGUGGUUUCUUCGGCAGCAGCAUGACAAACAAUAUGUGCUCGAAGUGCUAUAGGGACUUCAUCAAGUUGAUGGAAACCCCUGUGGUGGAGAAGAAGGUUAUAGCAGGGGCAUCAUCCUCUGCAGUGCUGCCACUAGAGGCAGCAAAGCGAGACGCAUUGCCCACCGCUGCUGCUGCUGCUGCUGCUGAAGCAGCCGCAGCUGUAGACGACAAGCAAGCAGCACAGGAGGAGCCCCCAAAGCCGCCGAGCAACCGGUGCCUGACGUGCCGCAAGAAGGUGGGGCUGACUGGGUUCCAGUGCCGCUGCGGUGGAACCUUCUGCUCCAUGCACCGCUACACGGACUCCCACCAGUGCACCUUCGACUACAAGACAGCGGCCAGGGAGCAGAUCGCCAAGCAGAACCCUGUCGUGAUGGCCGAGAAGAUCAACAAGAUCUGACUGAUGAGCGGUCAUUCAUCGUCGAAGGAUGGAUCUCUGGAUUCGUUCGUGUCCCGUGCCUGGGUUCAGUCAAGUGUUCGCUCGGAUCGAUAGGUUCCUUCAGGUCGUCAGUCAGGUGGGGAGGUCUGGGUUAGUAGUGUGUUAGUUGGGGGGUGGGGUGGGGUCUCUCAAUUGUGUCUAUCCUUCUCCUUUUUAUCAUGGUUUCAUUCUCUCGAUUGUGUAAUAAUGUAAAUAUAUGCCCUAUUCAAACUGUAAUUUAAUCCUAUUGCUUCCUAAUUACUAUUACCGAUUGCUGGUUUAUUUU